UAUAUAUAUAUCUAGCUUCAGUGGCUUGUUCACUAGCUAAUUGAACCAUAUAUGGCUGAUUCACAACAAAUUUUGGAUCCUUACGAGUUCCUCAAAAUCAAACUAAACCCAGAUGGGUCAUUAACCCGUCUCGCCCCAUUACCAUCUUUACCAGCGACACCCGAACUCACAUCCAAUUCUCAUCAUCAACCGUCUCUCUCCAAAGACAUACCACUAAACCCUUCCAACAACACCUUCCUCCGCCUCUUCCGCCCUGCCUCGCCACCACCCACCUCCCAAAAACUACCCGUUGUAAUCUACUUCCACGGUGGUGGUUUCGUCCUUUUUAGCGCCACGUCGUUUCCCUUCCACGAUUCAUGCGCAUGCAUAUCGGCUCAAUCUCCUGCAAUCAUGAUUUCAGUCGAGUAUCGACUGGCCCCAGAACACCGCCUCCCUGCGGCAUAUGAUGACGCUACUGAGGCAGUGUUGUGGGUCCGUGAUCAAGCGUUGGGAAUCAACGGCUGUGAUGAAUGGUUGGCUGAACUUGCUGAUUUUUCUAAAGUGUAUUUAAUGGGAAGUAGUGCAGGAGCAAAUAUAGUCUACAACGCGGGUUUACGUGCACUUGAUCUUGAUCUUGAUCCAAUCAAGAUCGUGGGGCUGAUAUUAAACCAACCUUUCUUUGGUGGGGUUGAGCGUACUGAAUCGGAGCUUCGAUUCAAAAAUGACCGUAUUGCCCCUUUAGUUGCGAAUGAUCUCAUGUGGUCUCUUGCGCUGCCAGAAGGCAGUGACAGAGACCACGAGUACUGUAAUCCGUUACGAGAUGAAUAUGUAUCCCGUAACGAUAAAAUUAGACGGUUGCCAAGAUCUCUAGUUAGGGGUUAUGGUGGGGAUCCAUUUGUUGAUAGACAAAAGGAGUUUGCUGAUAUGUUGGAGAAACAAGGUGUGCAAGUGAUAAAGAAGUUUGAUGAUCAAGGGUACCAUGGUGUAGAGGUGUUUGAUCCUAAAAUGGCACAAGUGUUGUAUGAUGAUGUCAAGAGUUUCAUUUGGUCAUCUGUUAUUAAUAAGUUAUAAGCCAACCUUAUGAUUUAUAAGCUUUUCACAUUAUCAUGUCGAAUAAAGAGAAAUUAAAGUUAUAUUUCUAAUGAGAUUUAUCUUUUUUUCUAA
This is a messenger RNA of Erigeron canadensis, 1143 nucleotides long. RefSeq names its product probable carboxylesterase 8. Bases 52 to 1050 code for a protein of 332 amino acids. The record is from RefSeq and is a predicted model, not a curated record. The transcript has a single exon. Gene Ontology annotation, molecular function: hydrolase activity. Lineage: Eukaryota; Viridiplantae; Streptophyta; Magnoliopsida; Asterales; Asteraceae.